Messenger RNA from Gadus morhua (Atlantic cod), 3187 nucleotides. RefSeq names its product RAB28, member RAS oncogene family (gene rab28). The record is from RefSeq and is a predicted model, not a curated record. NCBI's taxonomy places the organism in Eukaryota, Metazoa, Chordata, Actinopteri, Gadiformes, Gadidae. The coding region runs from base 318 to 986 and encodes 222 amino acids. The transcript is spliced from 8 exons. Gene Ontology annotation, molecular function: GTPase activity; GTP binding.
UAUACGCGUUUCAAACACAAACGGGCGAGUGAAAAUGCAAACAAAAAAUGACCCACUAAAUUUAAAUAUCUGUUUUUCUGAGUAACACUUGGGAACAGCACACAUAAGAAAUAUAAAUAGUAAUAUAGGAAUCCUUUCCUACGACGUAUAGUGGUUGAAGCCAGCACAUUCAAAAUGGCGGCCAGUCUGCUCCACAGCGAAUAUUUAAUACACUUGGUCAACUAGAUAAAAUCAACUACCAGUGACUUCUUGGUUUGAAUUAAUUCGUUUUAUUUGUCAACACAAAUAGUGUACUAUUGCAAAUUAUUGUUUUCGACAUGUCGGACUCUGAGGAAGAAAGUCAAGAUCGACAACUGAAGUUUGUAGUGAUCGGAGACGGCGCAUCAGGCAAGACGUCACUGGCCACCAGGUUUGCUCAGGAGGCGUUUGGGAAGCAGUACAAACAGACCAUCGGCCUGGACUUCUUCCUCAAGAGAAUAACUCUUCCAGGCAACUUGAACGUGACCCUGCAGGUGUGGGACAUCGGGGGACAGUCGCUGGGAGGGAAGAUGCUGGAUAAAUACGUCUACGGUGCUCAUGGUGUUCUGCUGGUCUACGACAUCACCAACUACCAGAGCUUUGAGAACCUGGAGGACUGGUUCGGCAUGCUGAAGAAGGCCAACGAGGAGUCGCAGGUCCAGCCCCUCGUCUGCCUGGUCGGCAACAAGAUCGACCUGGAGCACAUGAGGACGGUGAAGUCGGACAAACACCAGCGCUUCUGCCAAGAGAACGGCCUCAUCAGUCAGUUCGUAUCGGCCAAGACGGGGGACUCGGUGUUCCUCUGUUUCCAGCGGGUGGCCGCUGAGAUCCUGGGAGUGAAGCUCAACAAGGCUGAGAUGGAGCAAUCCCAGAUGAUCGUGAAGGCUGAGCUGGUGAACUACCCGCAGGACGAAGGACCCAUUAGCCAAGACACCGCUCAGCGGAGCAAAAUAUGCUCCAUUCAGUAGGCCAAACGUGUGGUGAAGGCAGACAUCGUGAACUACAGUCAGGAUUCCGUGGCCCGGGCCGCCAACCCCCAGCGAAGCUCCAUGUGCGUGGUCCAGUGAUUCAAGCCCACUCUGGAUCACACACCCUCCCCCCAUUCCAUCCCCUUACCCCCAUGUCCCCAUGUCUACCCUUAAGGACACGCACACACCCAAACACAAACACACACACACGUACACACAAAAUUUCACUCAUGCUCACGAUUCGAUGGGGAAGUCAGUAUUCGUUGUUUCAGGCAGGGGGUUUGGUGGUCACAUGACCAAUUGGAUUCCUGUUAAGUUGGCCUUGCUGUGUUAUUUGUAUUUGUAAGUGAGAAGAAGCAACUGAAUCCCAGUUCUGCAUGUAUGAAAUCUAGAUUUUCUUUUGUAAAUUAUAAGUCCUCUUGUGUUUCCCAGUUUAAAGUCACAAUGUGUUUUUAGUGUUUAUUUUUCUUUAACCAUGGCCAAUAAUAUCUUACCAUCGAACCGGUUCCAUUGUCGAACAAACUCAUGCCAACUUGUGUUUCGUUGUGCGACUGUUUGACUGUAUCUUACUGCAGAGAAAACCUGGUUUUCUGCAGACGAAGACGGGAGCGUCCACUAUGCUUUCAAAAUCUUCGAUAAACAUACGUUGUUCCUUCAUACGUGUUGGGUUUUCAGCUCAUCGUUGUGUUUUAAAACUACAGUGUAUCACAAAUGCUAUCGGCUAAAACUUCUGCUAUUGCCUCCAGUUGGGGUGUUCAGAUCGGGCUAAUCUCACAAAUCAGACUUUAGAUAUUAAUCUAAGUCGAAGAAAGUUCUGUCUAAAUGAUAAGGCCUUCACUCAUAUUUAUUCUUGCCUGCUAUUAGACUUUAGAUAUUAAGUCUGAUGGUAGACGAGCUAAGACCUUGGUGAACAGGAAUUUAAUGAAUGAAUUAAUGUCUUUGUUUCGCUUCAUAUCUAUUUCGACAAUCAUGUUGCUGGAGGCGGGGAGCUGUAAGCAUGUCAUUGCUGAUCUCCAACUCGGCCAGCAGUAGUCAACUGUAAAACAAAAAUGUGGUUUCAAAUCAACACCAUGCAGUCUGGCCAAUUAAGGAAUACACAUGUUAAAAUGCCCUUCUGAAAGCUUCAUCCACUGUUUCAGAUGAGUUUACUAUGGUGUAAUUUCUCAGUAAUGAAGCAACAAACAAAGCGUAUCUCAGCCCCUUGCAGGUCCUGGUUUCCGACCAACGUUCUGUACCGUCUCCUCCUGCUAUAGCGUAGGACGGCUGGAUCCCAGAUAAAGGUCGGACUAUCUGAUACACGUACAAAGAGGGGAUGGGUUGGGGUCGCAUUUACCAGCUGUGUUCAAGGACGAGUGUGUACUUGUGUUUGUAUGUUAAACCAGUGGCUUCUACAUCCAUGGGGCUGCUAUAUUCAUAGGAAGAUAAAUAUGUGAUAUGAACAGAAGUAGAGUGAACUUAAGUUUAGUUUUUUAUAUUUGCCAAUAGCGGCUUGCAUUAGCAGUGCUGUGGUGUUGGUGUUACUUAAAAGAGAAGUGUUAAUUUUGUGACUUUUAGAUGACAAAAAAUGAAAUCCUUUAUUUUAAAAAAACUACAAGACAAUACGUUCUUGUGCAUUUAUGGUUCCUCAGAUUUACAUCUUAUAUUGUAAUCAGUGAUCAUCCUAAAAUAAUCAAUAACUUUCAGAUUAUUUAUAUUCAUAGUGUUCCUUUCAUUUCAAAACAGAUAUAUUUGUGUUUUGCUGAUUAAAGUCAAAGUGACUCAGUUGAGCAGCUAAAAGAUAAAAUGAUUUGUUAGGGAGCAGAGGAGUUUGCAUCGAUGCUAUGACUUUUUGAAGCAAUGCUAAUGAAAGACUAGAGGAUAUACGCUGUACUGUAAACAAUAUAAAAGAAAGCCUACUUCUGGUUACGUGGUUUAAUGGUGUCUGCCUUUAUUUUAUGUUGUUAUACCAUAUUUGUAACGUAGCUUCUUUCUUGGUAUUGUUCUGUGACAGAUCUUUCUCUCCCUCUCAUUCUGUGAGUAGCUGUCUCUCUCGUUACCACUUCUUCACGGAGGCCUGCUCCUUUUCAAAUCAUAAUCAUGUGAACUAAAGGUGAAACGAUAAGAGAAAGAAAAUCACAAAUGUACACUUUAAAUUGGGUUGUUAAAUUACAUUUUAUUGAACAUGCUGUUCUUUGUAUAUAAAAUCACCUAUGGAAUAAAAC